AUCUACAACCACCAUACUGAAAGUAUUCGCCGUGCUAACUUCACCCUAUCUUGCUGACUAGAAAAACAAAAUGGCCUCUGGUUUGGAAGAGGCCAUCCUGCAAGCUGAGCAAGUUCUACAGUCAGUGGAAAGGAAGCCCAAAUUUAAAAGCACUGGUUCAAGUAAAUGGAAAUCAAUACACCAACGUCUGCAGGAAUUAUACGUUGAAGAAUGCAACAAGGAGUCAAGUGAUCCGAGUCUGAAGAGCAGUACCCACCUGCUUGACAAGCUAGCCAAGAGAGACAAACUCACCUGUCUGGUUGUUAACCUGUUUCCUAGCAACCAAGGAUUCUCAUUCAUGCUCAGGGGCAAGGAUGGCAAUGACACAGAGACACUGAAGCUGCCGUAUGAUGAAUCAGAUUUCUUGGAUUAUCUUGAUGCCGAGGAGCUCCCUCCUUUGCUGGUGGAGCUCCUUGAUAAAGCUGAUACAAACAUCUUCUACAGCGGUUGUGUAGUGACUGAGAUCAGAGACUAUCGCCAGUCGGCUAAUGGUCAAACUUAUCACUCCAAACAUUUACUACUCAGGCCUACACCACAGACAUUGGCAUAUGACAUCAAUUCAAUGACUAGCAAUGAUCCUAGAUGGAGUAUGGACGAUAAGUUAGCUCUAGAAAGUCAGCUCCUCCUGACCACCCAAGAGCCUCUCUGCCUCGAUCCAUCGGUAGCUGUAGCUUGUGCAGAGAAUAUAGUACAUCAGGAGAAACACAGGCUCAAUACAAGACCACUCAAAAAGUGCAUGAAGAGGUAUUCUCAGAUAGCCCGUAACCGUCGAGCCACAUUCAAGUCAUUCCCAGCUCCACCAGGUCUCAGGCUUCAUGACUUCCUUGCUAAGAAGAAAGAGAGAGCGCCACCACCUAAAGUUAACCUCAAAGUUGGCAAACCAUGUGUUGACAUGUGGAAGCAGAGAGAUCUUGACCUAACUGUUCCUGAAAAUGUUCCUGUAACACAGUUUGCAAGUCACUCAGAUAGACCACGAGAAAGAAGCAGUGGAGGAGUGAUACCUGUUGAAGAGGUGAUCUUAGAGACUGAGCGAGGGAAUGGACGUCUGCAGCAUGUCAGGGUUACCAUCCAGCAACGUCAGCUAGAUCAGACCUAUCAAGGAGAGCAGUACAUCGAUAGGAACUAUAAUCCUAAUGAUCCACAACACCCUAGAACCAAUGCUAACUUUACCAAGUUCUACCUAGGAUCAUUACAAAAUGCUCAAAGGUAUCUAAAGCAACUAACGGAAAGCCUGUCCUUGGAGACUAGACAGCCGGUCAAGAUCUCCCGGGUCAUGGCAGGUCAACCACCCCAGCUGAUUCAGAACCCCGCCUACCAGUCACACCAGCAGCAGGGCUCAAGGGGGUCUGCUCAGCAGCAACAGGGGCAGCAGCAGGGGGGCACGGCAGGUACAGGAGGGGGCGGUGAUGCAGGUGCAUCGGUAGCAGCCCAGGGGGCUCGUACUACCAGUGGUGGAGGGAGUUUGGAUGCUAGUAACCUCCAGCAGAAUAAUAAUAGCAACAAUCAGAUAGGAGCAGGGGGUGACAUGCCUGCAAUGGAUUCCAAGCAGCCUCUGAAGCUACAGCUUCCUCUGAACGCUGCAGCAGCUGUGAAUAUGAACAACACUCUCUCAAACCAGCUCUCCAACCAGCUCUCGCAGUCUGGAUUAGCAGGUUCUGUGAACUCUCAAGGUCAUGUCAUUCAGAUCACAGGAGGUCAACAAGGUCAGGUACAAGGUCAAGUACAGGGUCAAGCAGCAGGGUCUACCAUCUCUGUAACGAGCCCUCGCUUGCCUGGUAUGGGCAGACAACCACCUGCAUAUCUCAACAGGGCAAACAGCAAUAACAAUGCUCAGCAGCAGGAUGUACUUACCUCUCCUGUUGGUACACCUACAACCAUGCCAUCUACACCACCAGUACCCAUGUUUAGCGUAGGCGCACAGCUUCGCCAACUGAGGGCACCCUUGUCUACCCCCCAGCAGGCCCAGAGGCCAGUUGCUACCUCUCGUCCUCUCCCUCCUAUCCUUGGGCGUCGCUCGUCAGGUUUAGAUGCCCGACAGGUCCUGGCGGCCGCUGCUCAUUCAGCUAACCUCCCAGGUUCAAUGGGUCCCCCUCCUACACCCCCACCCUCUUCCACCCCCUCCCUCCAGUCAUCGGUUACCCCUCCACCUGUCCAGGGUAGGACUAAUACCCCCUCUCCACUGGGUAGUGGACCAGCUACAUCUAGCAGUAGUCAUCAGAUGGCUAUGACUAUCGCUAUGGCACUCGUCAAUUCUCAGCAAGGAGGUAUACCUCAGACAGGGAACAACAUCAUCAACACGCCCAUCGGUGUCAUGACGACCCUUCCCGGUUUCUCCCCUCAUCAGGCUGGAGGAAUGAUUCAGAUAUCUACCUCAUCAGCUAGCUCCAACAAUGAUGUCAUCACCGUGGUAUCAUCAGGGGUUUCCCCAGCUACCACAUCACAAUCAGGUGUCAUCCAGGCUCCUGCUAAUGUCUUGACAGGACCUAUCAAUAUCAUCAGUGGUGCUCAAGGGCUAUUAGGUACCGGUGGUCAAGCCGUCAUCGCCAAUGCACAGGGUCAAGUAAGCAUCGGUCAAGGGAAUAACCAGCUGACCCAAGCCAAGCUAGCCCAGCUGAUGACCAUGAACCUGAAGAACACAACCCUAAGAGCUGCUGCUGCUGCACAGACCGCAGGAGGAGCAGCAGGAGCGGGAGGUGCAGGGACUAACCAAGCUCAGCUAUCUCUCCUUCAGGGCCAACAACAGUUACUUUAUAACACUGCUAUUCAGCAACGCCAAAUUAACCCAGCAACUCUACAACAGUUGCAGCAACAGUUACAACAAAUGGCAGCUCAAAAUCAACAACAACAGCAACAACAACAACAACAGCAGCAACAACAACAACAGCAACAACAACAGCAGCAGCAGCAACAGCUUUCUACCUCCCAGAGCCAGGCUACUCUCCAACAACUAAAUGCAUUGCAGAAACAGCAGCAACAAGCCCAGGCUGCCUACCAGAAGCAACAACUUCUCAGACAACAACAACAGCUUCAACAGCAGUUGCAACAACAACAACAACAACAGCAGCAGCAGCAACAACAACAACAACAACAACAGCAGUUGUUGAAAGGCAAAGGUAAAAAGCAACGAGCAACACCUACACCUCCCCAGUGAAACCCAAAGCAUUUUAUUUUAAACAAUAUGAACCCUCUUCUGUGUAUCAAUAAAAAUUAGGACUCUUGUUUUGAGAAUGAUUCCUUGUUUCAUUGUUGAAUUGGUCACGAGUUUUUAAAAUGAAUAUAUAGCUGUUUCGAUUUCAGGCUGACAAAUAGCAUUCUUGGUGCAGUGUUAAAUAUUGGGCAGCACACUAGAAAUACUAGCUCCACAUUUUCAAUAUUUAUCAAUACAACAUAGCCCGGAGUAACUAGUCUGGAAGUUGGACUUGUCAUUGAUCUGUUUCCAAAUUAAUCUUUAAUAGGUUUUUAUUUUGUCUGCAUAUUUAUGUAGUGUGCACCAUAGACUUUAGAAAUGUAUCAUUGGUCUGUAUCAAUAUACUUUUGUUUGUGCACAAAGGAACGGUUAAUGUGUGCUUGAUACAGCAUAGUGGAGGAAGUUACCUAAUCAGAUUUCAUUUUCAUACAUUCGUCUUCUAUUUAUGUUGGGUACCUUUGUAGUGCAUCAUGUAAAGUUGACCAUUGUGAUAAGAUAUGCAUGCUUAGUGUGUUACCACCUUGACAAAGUAUGAACUGCAUGAUAUUAUUUUUUUUCAUAACAAUUUUAUUGUAAAUUUUAGUUUACUAUUGUUUUCUUCUUUUUUUUAUGGAAAAAGUAUAUUGAACAUAUUUCUUUUUAAACCUUGUACAUAAUUUCUAAACUAAGAAACACAUCUAUGUUGACAGUUUAUAUAGUAUCAAUUGUGAAUUAUGCAAUUGACGAAUUUGUAAUUUUUAUUCAUUGUUUGUGCUUGUAUGUUUUAUAUAUAACAGUUUUGAAAAAUAAUUAAAAAUGUAUAGAUAUUAAGUAUUGGAAUCUUAGUUAAUCCCCUUUAUAACUAUUUAAAAUCUUUUUAAAGAAAUGCAUAUGAAAUUUGUAAACUGUCAAAUUGCCGGGAUAAAGGUAUGUUUUCUUGUGUUGGAAAUACCGAAGAUCCCCUCAUAGGUCCUUUAUCAUUGAGACUUUAUAAUUCUUAUAUUUAUGUCAAGAGUAGAUUCAGUCAUUUGAAUUUAAAUAUUUAUCCAUGACUAUUAUGAUUCUUCAAAUAUUUAAAUAUAAAGAAAAAUGUAUUUUCAUUUAGUACGGGGCAAAACUUCAGAAAGGAUCAAUUGCGUGAAUAUAUGUGAUGAUCAGGAUUUCAAGAAAUUUUAAUGUGUUUCUACAUUUCAAUGAAGUGAAGAUAAAAUAUGUGAUGAUGAUAACAGCUGAUGGUCAGUCUUUGAACCACAGUACUUUGUAUAUCUUUUGAAUUGAAUUGAAUUAAUUUAAAUUAUUCACUACUUUAAUAAAAAAACUUGUAAAGUCAAUAAUAAAACAAAUAUGUAUAAGACAAUAAAGUGAAAAAAAUACACGAAGGAAAUUAAAGAGUGGUUGGAUCAUCAAAGAGUUAGAGACACUUAUAGGUAGAUGAUCCUCCACAAAAUACAAAAAUGUUCACAACUUGGGUAAUAAAAUUAAUUAUGUUGAGGUAUAUUGUUGUUGGAUAUAGGCUAGUAAAAAGAUUACAUAUUUUCCAAUGGACUUUUAUGCUAUGGACACAUUGAAUGACAAUUUAUUUAUUCAAUGCCUAUUUCUAAAAUACUUUCUUGAGGUAUGACAGCUACCAAGAUAUUCAUUCUUAUGUGUCUUAAUUUGUUUCCAGAAUCCAUGUUAUUAUCUAUGUGAAAUUGCUCUACAUUCCAAUAGUCUUGUUUUAAACUUUCAUAGAGAAGAUAGUCUCUCUUAUCUCCUUUAUAAAUGAUACAGCAUCAUUUUGUCGGGAAAAGGGAAUCAAAAGCAUGCAACACUUUUGCUUUCCUCGUCUUUCUGCAUGCUUGCUCAUUAGCCACACAUGCUCUCCUAUCAUUUUUGCACAAAAUGAUAGGACCCAAAGAAUAAUUGCUUUGUACAACACAAUGGCUUUGCAAAAUUAUCAAUUUCCUGUCUCUAUUAGCUCCAUGACCACCAUUUUAACGCAGGUAUAUAUUAAUCUUGUACUGGAAACAGUUAAAUAAUCUUGAAGCCAUUGAUAUAUCUACCCCAUGAUAAAUACAAUGUGGCACAGGGAGAUAAUUUAUGUGACAUAUAAAGAGUUGAGUAUGCUCAAGCAAAUAAACUGUAUGUUGUAGGCAGUCUGUCAUAUUAUAAGAAGUGGCAGAGCUGUCUGUGCCAUUUAGUUUCUAAUCUAGCAACCACCCCCUCCCCAAAUAUGUUUAAGAAUUUAUAUUAAGAUUCAAGAUAGUUAUCUAAAGUGGAUAUAUCAUAAGAAAGAAAAAAACACUUUAGAUUAUUGCAUGUUUUAGUGAUUUAUGUAUUUUCUAUUGUGCUGUAUAAACUAUUAUAGUUAAUAACUUCUAAAUGAACUUGUCGAUAAUGUGACUGAGCAACUGCAUAUAGUAUAUGUUUGUAUAUGUAGGUAGUUUUGUAGAGACUUCGUAGUUUACCAAGCAGUAGUUUUAUUGAGUACUGAAAUAAAAUCUGCUGAUUUUUAAACAAAAA
Molecule: messenger RNA, 5707 nt
Organism: Strongylocentrotus purpuratus (purple sea urchin)
Lineage: Eukaryota; Metazoa; Echinodermata; Echinoidea; Camarodonta; Strongylocentrotidae
Product: transcription factor SPT20 homolog
Exons: 25
Coding region: 71-3190 (1039 amino acids)
Biological process (GO): regulation of transcription by RNA polymerase II
Cellular component (GO): SAGA complex
Molecular function (GO): transcription coregulator activity
Source: RefSeq, a predicted model, not a curated record